GCUCCAUUUGAUUUGGCCUUGAAAUCCAUACUGACAAGAUACAAAGCCUGGGCCAACUACUUCCAAGGCACACCGAACAAUCCGCAGGAUCUGACGCGGGUUUGCUACCGUACUGCUCAUGGAGCCAUCGUUCUGGCCACUCCCAACUCAAGUUGCAGCAACGACGAAGAUGGAGCCAAUAUCAUGCAAGCCAUCGCCCUGAAAUCCCACAGUGACAACAUCCGCGUUCUCGUCCAACUGAAUCAUUUUAGCAAUAAGUGCUUACCGGUCGUUGGUGUGAUGGUCACAACCACGUGGGGUGGUUGUUACGAGGCAGCAUGUGAAAGGUCGACAAGCAACCCUGUUAUGAAGAAGAAGAAGAUGCGA
Dibothriocephalus latus is the source of this 366-nucleotide messenger RNA. The record is from the annotation of a GenBank genome assembly. NCBI's taxonomy places the organism in Eukaryota, Metazoa, Platyhelminthes, Cestoda, Diphyllobothriidea, Diphyllobothriidae.